Lates calcarifer (barramundi perch) is the source of this 6965-nucleotide messenger RNA. RefSeq names its product rho GTPase-activating protein 32-like. Gene Ontology annotation, biological process: small GTPase-mediated signal transduction. NCBI's taxonomy places the organism in Eukaryota, Metazoa, Chordata, Actinopteri, Centropomidae. Gene Ontology annotation, cellular component: nucleoplasm; cell cortex; Golgi apparatus. Gene Ontology annotation, molecular function: GTPase activator activity; phosphatidylinositol binding; protein binding. The record is from RefSeq and is a predicted model, not a curated record.
AAUAAAGUCACAUAAAAUGGAGAUAUAUGUUUGGCAUUUUUGCAGAUAUAUAUCAGACAUACAUCAAACAUCAUACAUCAAAAAAGUAGAGGGAGAAUUUCAGUACAUGACCUAGAGAGGUAAUAAAAGGGUCCCAGUGGCCUCCCCCCACCCCAAAAAAGAGGAAGAUCUACAUUUCACAUUAUCUCCUUGAGUGAACAGGCACAAUGAGGUGAUGUAUUAGGAUGAGUUAUUUGCACACCAGGUUUCACUCCUCUCACUGUUACCACCCCACCUACAGAAGAUGGUUAUGUAAUUCUGUACCAAGCAUUACCUAACACCACACAAUUUACCAGAUGGGGCUCCUCGGGCUUGCGAAUAUUAUCAAACAGGGGAUGCAUGCGUGCUCCCAUGACUACCUAAUAUUCGUGUCCCUGACUUUGAAAAAGGUCCGGGAAGCCCUGGGGCUAAAAUAUCUGAGGCGCGGGCACAAAACCAGUUGCGCGCGCUCCCGGUAAGGCGAGUGCAGAUUCCCAGCAGCCUAUUCAGAUUCACACACAUACACACAUACACGCUGGCAAGCCGGUCGCGCAGGCUCUCCGGAAUGACUCCCACGCCGCCUCAGCGAUGUCGCGCCCGGUCGCAGUUUUUAUCCUGAAACCAUCAGUCUACCUCAGAUGAUCGGCCGUAGCCUCCCCGCGCGCGUGUAUGUCCAGUCUGAGCCCUUUUCUGCAGUGCGAUGCUCACAACAUGUUUCCUCGUCGAGAAGCUCAGCGCUGUGCAGCAUAGAGGAGGCAGCGGAGCGGAGCAACGCGCACAGUUACAGCGGGCUGUUGCAGUAAGGCAGCAUCAUGGAGACUGGAUGUGUGGUUGCCGCGGUGAUUGAAAAUGCUGCUUCAGGACCCCAGGGAGAACCAGGAAGUAGUGACGUCCUUGAGGGAGAUGUGCUGCCUUCUACUGACCUGGACAAAGACGACGCCUUACCUCAAGCUACCAACAGUAAUCCUCCAGAAGAGAAACAGCCACAGGAGACAUCCACUGCCAUGGUGAGGACUGAUGAUAUCACAGAGCAUGCAGCUGAGCCCCUCCUGCGCUCCUGCGUCAGCACGGCUAGCAUGAAGGUCAAGAACAUGAAGAAGCUGACGUUCCCCAGAGGUCACUUCCCCAGGUUGGCAGAAUGUGCCCAUUUCCACUAUGAGACUGUUGACUUUGGCAACAUUCAGUUGGCCUUCGCAGACGGGCAGAGUGAAGGACCGAAGGCUGGUUUGGACUCCAAAGAACUGGUCUUUCUGGUCCAGAUCACUUGCCAGGGUCGAAACUGGUUGGUGAAGAGAUCUUAUGAAGACUUCCGGGUGCUGGACAAACACCUGCAUUUGUGUAUUUAUGACCGCCGUUAUUCCAAUCUCACUGAGCUGCCACGAUACGACACAUUAAAGGACACUGUUGAGUCAAUAACAAAGAUGUUGGCCACCUACCUGUCCCGCUUCUCUGCCAUUGCUGACAACAAAAUCAACUGUGGUCCAGUAUUAACAUGGAUGGAGAUUGACAACAAGGGGAACCAUCUGCUGGUAUCUGAAGAAGCCUCAAUCAACGUCCCCGCCAUCGCCGCUGCCCACGUCACCAAACGCUACACAGCCCAGGCCACAGACGAGUUAACCUUUGAGGUGGGGGACAUUGUGUCAGUGAUAGACAUGCCUCCAAAAGAAGACACAGGCUGGUGGAGAGGGAAACAUGGCUUUCAGGUUGGUUUCUUCCCCUGCGACUGUGUUGAGCUGAUAAAUGACAAGAUUCCCCCCAGUGUUCAAAGCUCAGUGCCGAAGCCAGUGUGUAAGAAGCAUGGGAAGCUGGUAACGUUCCUGAGGUCUUUUAUGAAGUCUCGACCGCCGCCACAGAAGCUGCGGCAGCGCGGUAUCCUCAGAGAGCGAGUGUUUGGCUGUGACCUGGGGGAACAUCUCCACAACUCAGGACAUGAGGUCCCACAGGUUGUCAAGAGUUGUGCUGAAUUCAUAGAAAAGCAUGGAGUCGUGGAUGGAAUCUACAGACUGUCUGGGAUCUCCUCCAACAUCCAGAAACUGAGGCACGAGUUUGACUCUGAACAGAUCCCAGAUCUGAGCAGAGACGUCUUCAGACAGGAUAUACACUCAGUGGGCUCCCUCUGCAAGCUGUACUUCAGGGAGCUGCCCAACCCUCUGCUCACCUACCAGCUCUACGACAGAUUCUCAGAAGCCGUGUCUGCAGCUACAGAUGAGGAGAGACUGGUCAAAAUCCACAAUGUCAUCCAGCAGCUCCCUCCUCCACACUACAGGACACUGGAGUUCCUCAUGCGACACCUCUCCCACUUGGCCACCUUCAGCUCCAUCACUAGCAUGCACACUAAAAACCUGGCUAUUGUUUGGGCGCCUAACCUCCUCAGGUCCAGACAGAUUGAGUCGGCCUGUUUUAGUGGCACAGCAGCAUUCAUGGAGGUGCGUAUCCAGUCGGUGGUGGUGGAGUUCAUCCUCAACAACACAGAGGCACUCUUCAGCCCAAAACUCAAUGCCAUCAUACGGGAAAGCACUGGUAACAACACCUUAUCCAGACCUAAGUCCCUGCUGGUCUGCUCCCCAUCCACAAAGUUACUGUCUCUGGAGGAGGCCCAGGCUCGCACUCAGGCACAGCUCAGCUCCCCGGCCACCACCCCCUGCCUCACCCACAGUGACUACAUUGAGGUCGGGGAGGGACCCGGAGCCCUGCUCGGCAAGUUCCACACAGUCAUCGAGCUCCCAAUGGAGAGCAGCAAGCGGCCUCCUGCUAAGGCUAAAAAGUCUCCUGUGGGGAACUGGCUCUCCUUUUUCCACCUGGGCAAGUCCCAUUCUGUGUCUAAACGUAAACUGAAGCGACACCCCAGCGAGCCUAACGAGAUAAAGAGCAUUGCACUGCCAGGUGGCAGAGGGGAUAGUGGAACAUUGCGCUCCACCAAAAGUGAAGAAUCUCUCACCUCUUUGCACAAUGCAGAAGGGGAACCUCCAAGUUACCGCCCCCUCAGACCUCGUUCGACUAGUGAGGCCAUCUCUGCCAUCAGUAGAGAUGACCUACGCAACACCAGAAGUAAAGAUGACAACAAAACCCACCUACUUAAUGAGAGUCAUAACGGUGCUGACCGUGCCCGCACCGCAGUGUGUAUUUCACCUCCGCACCAGGAGGACGAUCUCGAUCUUUGUCCGCCGGCUGCAGGCAUCUCUACUUUGGACUUUGACCCCAUGUCUUUUCAGUGCAGCCCACCCUCAGCGACCCCUGGAAUGCAACACAACAGAGAUGGAAAUAAAUGGAGGAAGAGCGCAGGCUGUUCUAGUGAAUCGGAGCCAAUUUCCUCUCCGAACAACAACAUUAGCUGCUCUCAGUCUCCAGAUAUUAGCCCCGUUCUUGGUAAAGGUGGGAGGAAGGUUACCUCCAAGCAGCUCUCUCCUAAACUCAGGAAGAAAUCCUUUAAGACGCAAGCAGAUGUUCAGACUGCAUCUGCAUCCCUACCACCUUUCCCUCCCUCCUCUCCCCCAGUGGAGAAAUGUGAAGCUCCAGUGGCAGAUGGAAAAGAGCCAAGAGCCUCCUACCAACACUGCAGCCCACUCAGCACAGCGAGCCAGGCAUCAGCCCUGACCGACCUCAGCCAAUCUGCACAGAACCUGCCCGAUCCAGGAACAGAUAGACUUAUGAGUUCAGUGUCUGUUCUCCCUCCUCACCCUCCCCUGACGAGUGCUGCACGCAAGUUGGCUUUGGCUCUGGCCGAAUCUGCCCAGAAGGCCAGCAACAGCUCCCAAAGACGAAACAACAUCCCAUCACACCCUCUCCAGAGACAGGAAGCUUCUCACGCACAGGAGAGACCACCCCGGCCCUCUGUUCUCGAUCUCAAAGUGUACCCCCAGGAGUACUGUAGCCCUCAUGUUUCCCAGUGGCAGACAUCAGCGCACGGCCCCGUGGAGAGCCUCUGCUGCUCUCACCCCGGUCAUUUCCCGCCUGCACACCUCUGCCCGGAGCCGUUGCAGGUCACUGACGGACAGGAAAGCAUGUGUAAUUUCACGCCUAACGUCAGCCCGCUUGGGUCAGGGAGCUUGGAUGAAGGCAGCACAGACAGGAGGGACCGCAAAGAGGAAAAAGAGCUUAGAGAUGUCGCACAAGCAGAGCCCACCUAUCAGAGUGUUGGCGUUUCAACACCCACUCAGCCGGUCUGCUCGGCUCAGAGCCCGUUAACUUCUCCCGUAUAUGUGAACACCGAUUCUAUCAAUAUCUUUAAUUUCCGUGCCAUUCUUGCUGAGACCUCCAUGCCUGCCUCUGUUGAGGAGGUCCUUCCACGGCCAUUACAGCCUUCCUCGACCCAUAACUACAGCCCAGAGGAGGACAGACCUCUGGGCAUGGUUGAGGAUGUCUAUAGUAAUCACCAUCCUCAUCAUCAUCAUCGGCCAGUUCGAGCAGGACGAAUGCCUGUACCUCACUGCCCUCGGCCUGACGCUCUGCCGCCUCACCUUUCGGGGCCAAAAAGCAUGUACAGCCAGUCCUCUGAAAGCCGCUACAGCACUUUAGGUUUAAGGCACCCUUUGUCACCUCAGUACAGACGUAACCAUAGAGAUGAGCACCUUAUCAGUGGCUGCCACAGGCAACAAGGCCAGUGGCAGAGGUCAGAAGAUAGAAUACUCGGGCAUCCGGCCAUCCGGAGGGCUCGCUCCUUCCAUGCCCCUCAGAUUAGUCACUACGAGCUGGCAGAGACAGAAGUCCUGCCCCCUGACACCAUGUUUUAUGUCGAGCAGACGACAAGCCAAGAGGCACCCUACCAGAGGCUGAUUCAGACUGGCAUCAACCCUGUUCGGCAGCAAUUUGAGAACACAAGCGCUGAGUACCGUUAUGGCACUUACUCAGAUAUGAACCCAACAGAUGGUUCCCGCUAUUAUGUAGAGCCUUACCGACAAAGUGGUAUCCGACAUAGUCAGUCUUAUACCAUGCGUAACAUGAGGGAAAGCGGACAAUCAGAUUACUACAAUUACUCUCCACAUCGUGUCCCCCCUGUGAACAGGGAGCUUUACAUAGAAAGCAGGGACACUGUCGUUUACGAGGCUAGAGAUGCAGAAGUAUUUGAAAGAGUCGUAUAUCAACCGGUCAAGCAGGAGAGUAAAUCCAGACAUAAAAAUACAUGUCCAGCUGUGUCUCCUUAUGAGAGUCCUGUCUCACCAACUGACACAAGAAACAGAGACAUAAUGCACAUAAGGAGCAAGUCAGACCCAGGAAAUGCCUGCCUCCUUUCCACUGACAGGACGGAAAGCCAAAAUGUUGUGGUUGCUACAUCCCCAACGUCCCCGAGGUCUCAACAGGCGGACCCCGAGGGCACUAGGCAGUGCGGUCACCGGUCGGGCUCAGAGCCAGGACCAUCCAAGCGAAUCCAGAUCAAAGAGAGCCCCUCGCAGCAACCACCGCUUCGUAAAGUCCCCUCACUCCCAGAAAGGGCCCGUCCUAACCUCAAGAACAUCGAGCACAAAGACAGAAGCCAUACGCGAGGUCAUGACCAAGAUCGAUUAAUGAUGACCAACGCUGUCAACAGCUACUCUGGUGUUGUGAAACCCAGCAUCCUCAGGAGACCCGGGCGGUCACAGAGCACCAGAGAAAAUCGUCACUACUAUCAUUACCACGCCAAAUCCCCUCUGGAUCCUGAACAUCUGGUAUCCUUUCCAAGUCAGCUCAACAGAAGGACUCAGAGCACUAAAGUCAGGCCCACACAAUAUGACCACAUGGAGGGGUAUUACGCAGCUCCCAAACUUAAAGCCACAAGAUCCAGUAAAGCCGUGACCGGAUAUUUGCCCGGACAAGGCUGCAUGUCUCCCCGCGGGCACAGACUGCUGUCUAAGGCUCUGGGUCACGAGGCUUUUUGUCAUGCUGCACUGAGAUCAGAGGCCGGGGUCUACGAGGGAUUCUGACCACUGGUCUUUAUCUGAUUCUACACCGGGGCCAAAGGAGAACAGCACUUUAUCCUCUGCCAGACCAACAGACUGUUGCAUUGAAAGUGUGUUUGUUUUAACCUUCAGGAGCUGCUAAAAAAAAGUGUGAAGUGAGGCUGCUGCUGGGGAUUCAUACUGUCUCCAUCACUGGUAGUUUCAUAUUUUGCAAUGGCUUUUAAAGAUGCUGAAAGGGAACAAAUGAAUCGUAUGCAGAUAUUGUCUUAAAUUUAGAGAUUUGAAAAUAACAGUAAGAGAGAGGGCACGUUUGAGAAAAUGAUGGCUUGUAUUUUAUUUAAUGUCUAAACAACAAGAGAUGAAAAGUUAAAGUAACAGGUUUUAUUAAUAUUAUAUAUAAUAUUAUAUUUUAAAGUACAUAUUAGGAAUGUGUAUAAAACAACAUUCAUUUUAAAUGUAUUAUAUUUGUAUAAAUAACACACAGCUAACAUGUGGCCAAUGUACUGUACAUUUUGUUUUCUAUUCUAGUCUGCUCAGACUUCAACAAGCACUUUUGAGGAUAACUGUGUAUGAAACACAUUGUCUUAACGUGGUGUACAUGAAGCCUCUUGAUAUACAGUAUAUAUAUUUUUUCUGUAAGAAAUGGCUUGCUCUUAAUCAUCGUUAAAUACUAAAUUAGCACUUUUUGGGGUGGGUAAAAUGGAUGAUAACCUCCUGGUUUCUAACUUUUCGCGUUUUCCUUUCACACAUUGUAUAAUGCAAUCUUAACAUAACAAUGAGUGCUAUCAAAGCUACCAUGGCCAAUAUGCUAGACAUAAAUGCAAAUCAGCUCAUUCAGUUAGGUGAAAAAGUGUAUUUUAUAUGGCAGUGUGGUUUUGUCACAAAAAUGAACAUUUCUUUCCUCUUUUAAGGGAACUUUUAACAAUGUGGUGUUUUACAUGAACUAUGAUGUUGUUUUAUUCAUUAAAGCUAUUUCAAAUCCAAACAUGUAGAUGAGGAUAUUCUGUUAAAACAUGUUAAAUGCGUUAUUUUAGUGAGUCUAAAAAAAUAAAAAUAAAGGUGUAUUAUCAAUGA